Messenger RNA from Symbiodinium sp. CCMP2456, 178 nucleotides. The record is from the annotation of a GenBank genome assembly. Lineage: Eukaryota; Dinophyceae; Suessiales; Symbiodiniaceae.
GAUCGGCAUCGUAAAGCAAUACAGCGAGAAGAACGGCUAUGGCUUCCUGAACGCCUCCGGCUACCCGCAAGACAUCAAGUUCAGUCGAACAGAGCUCAGGGGAGGACCCCCAGGUCCGGGGAACAUCGUCAGCUUUAGCCCGGUGCAGCUCCCGGAUGGCCGGCUCCAGGCACUGAAU